ACUUUUUCUUCUUUAAUCCAUUCGCCUCCUGUGACAAGUCAACACCUGUUCUUGCCAAAUCAAUAACUUUCUCGGUCAUAUCUGUAUCCCAUUGUCCAACUACAGACGACUUAACCUUCUCCCCAACCCAUCGACCUUUCUGAAUUUAGUGGCCUAUUUGCUCAUUUCUCGCUUAGCUUACAGGGUUCUAUUUGUCCUUGCUCAGAAAAUUUUUUUGUGCUUCGCGAGUUCAAAUCGUUGCACCUCCACCUGUUACUCGUUGUAAACUAUCAAGGUUCCCGGUAACUUUUCCUCGAAUACGUCUCUUUAGAUAGCUGGAUUAUCUACCGCCAGUGUCCUCCAUCCCUGGUACCAAUUUGCUCUGUUGUUUGGCUGUGAGUAUUUUUUUUUUCUGCACACGUAUUAGAAAUAUUGAUCAAAGAUGGACUUUUCGUAUCCAGACUUCUUGGGCAACUCCCAACGGUCCACCGGCCACCAUCAGAACAGCCAGAACCUCGGUGAUGUUGAUAAGUUCAAUUUGCCCCCCAAUUCCAACCCCCACAUCCCGUUACAACUGCCUCCUCCAUCUGGGGGAGCCUUCAACGACAUUUUGUUCAACAAGCUCUCGAGCUUAGAUGCCUCGCAGCAGUCGUCCGCUGGCGACGGGCUUGAUAGCUUCAACUUGCCGUCCGAGUUGCAGGGCGGCGUGGGGAAUAUCAGCUCGCGAAGGCCCAGUUAUGCGGCCGAGUCUUUCACCCGACAGAUGGACUAUCCGUUCUUGAACCAAAAUCACAAUCAGCCGCUCCAGCCCCAGUCGCAAGGCGCCGGUAAAAAUAUCAACUUGGCCCAGUAUGCCAGUAUGAAUAACUACUCGGUCAACCAAUUGUCAGACAGCUUUAACAACUUCAACUUGAAUGCCAACUUCAACGAUUUCCAGAGUAGACGUCCUAGUCAGUUGGUAGACUUUGACACAAAUCUCACCACCAACUCCUUGAACCAGUACCCGGACCACUCGUUGGAGCUGGAUCACGUGGCGCAGCUGGAUCUGGUCAACAACAAUAGCCCCGUGGUGAAGUUGGAAAAUGGGUUGGUUUUGAAAGACCGGUAUAUCGUAGCGUCGGCCGACUUGCGGAACUUGUUUGCCAAAACCACAAAAUACUUUCAGAAUGUAGAGUUGAGCUUGGAAAUCUUGCAGAAGGUGAAGAUCUUGAUGAACAACCCCAAAAUUGUCAAGUUGAUUAUGUUCAUCAAGAACUUGAACAACUUGACGUUUAACCAUAAAGUGUUGUGCUUGGUGUUGAAUAAAAACGGCAAGUUCGACUUGUUGUCGUACCACAACAACUCCAAUCUCUUGUUACAAAAGGGAGAUUUGGUGAUUGUGGAUGGUGAUAGAGGUAAGGACUUGGUGAUGAUUUUGGAUCCGUUGAUCGACUUGAACUUUGCUAUAUUUUUCAAUUUUUUGAAGAAGAUCGAGCAUCUCAAGUCCUUAAGUGUUGCCGAUGAUGACAGAAGAAACCAAUCGCGGAACAACGACCACUUGAAGAAAUUUGGGGGUACUCACUCUAUGGAAUUGAACGCUUCUUAUAUUGUCAAUGAUCAUUCCAAUGAAGACAACGAAUUUAUCAUCACCUUACCUACAAAGCAGGUGUUGCGAUUUGCAACUGCCCGAGAAAUCCACAAAAUCAGUGGCAAGUUCUUGGAAGAGAAGAAGGCUUUUAUCACCUGCUACAACAAAAUAAAGGAAUUGAACUUACAAAACGACUUACAAUUGAUAAACGUCGAGUACCAAUCAGAUUUCAAGAAAUUGAUUUUUUACUACUACGCCAAUUUCAAGCGCAUUGACUUUAGAGGGUUGAUCAAAGAGCUCUUCAAAAUCUACAAAACCAGAAUCUGGUUAUGUGCGGUUCUUCCGUAUGAUAACCCCGAUAGCUUGCGAGAAAAACCAAACUUCAAGCUUCCUCCUUUAAAGAACUCAAUCCCAAUCGAGUAUAAUUUGUCUAACGACCAAAUUUUGAAUUUCUCUGUCAACGAGCUUGACCACUUGAACACCCCCAACUACUUCCACCUGAGAAACUUGAAUAAUUUGGUGGACUACUUAUCGGAACAAGUGAAGGGCAGUUUCUAUGGAUUCGAUGACGUUAGUACUGGUACUAAAGUCAAGGCCAAAUCCUCCAAUAAAAAUAAUGACUUAAAUGACCAUAAUUUGACCCCAAAAUUUAACCCGUUCUAACAUAGACCUUUAGACUAUAGAUGUAUUUUAAUGUUGUUGCCAUUGCUUAAAUUUAAUAAAUAUUUGUUAAGUAAUCUAUCUACUAAUUAAGAUCAAGGAGCUUAUCAAACUCGUUUUCAUUGAUUAUCGUGUGGUCGUUACUGUCAUUCAGGUUCAUGUUCGAACCAUUGUCAAUGUAAGGGCUGGUUUCGUCUUCGUCGUUCAUGCUGUUCAAGACGUUGUUACGUAUCUCACUUACAAACGACCAGAGACUCGACGAAACCACUUGCAUCAUAUCUUCUGGUCCUUUUGGCUUAGUCUCAUCUCCCUCAAUGUACCCAUCGAGGUUCACAGGAUCAUUUCUCCCUGACCUCGACUGUAGAGGCGAAGGCACCGAGCUGACACUGGACGUAGAAUCUUCGGAUAGCCUAGUCUUAUGCCUUCGUACUGGGUGGGUU
Molecule: messenger RNA, 2646 nt
Organism: Yamadazyma tenuis ATCC 10573
Lineage: Eukaryota; Fungi; Ascomycota; Pichiomycetes; Serinales; Debaryomycetaceae
Source: RefSeq, a predicted model, not a curated record